Molecule: messenger RNA, 909 nt
Organism: Pseudonaja textilis
Lineage: Eukaryota; Metazoa; Chordata; Lepidosauria; Squamata; Elapidae
Gene: EAF1
Product: ELL associated factor 1
Biological process (GO): transcription elongation by RNA polymerase II
Cellular component (GO): super elongation complex
Molecular function (GO): transcription elongation factor activity
Source: RefSeq, a predicted model, not a curated record
UGCUCCGAGCCCGGAAGAGCAGGCGGCUAGGCGGAGCUGGGCGGCUGCGGGGGUUCUUGUUCUCGGCAGGCGCCGCAGUAACUAUGAACGGCGUGGCGAACCCGCUGCUGGACAAGGAGGAGCAUCCUCUGCAGCUGGGCGAAAGCUUCGAACGGCACCCUAAAGCCUCAUUUCACACCAUUCGCUAUGAUUUUAAACCAGCAUCUAUAGAUACAUCUUGUGAAGGGGAACUUCAAGUUGGUAAAGGAGAUGAAGUCACAAUUACAUUACCACAUAUUCCUGGUUCUACACCUCCAAUGACUGUAUUCAAAGGAAACAAAAGACCUUACCAAAAAGACUGUGUACUUAUUAUUAACCAUGAUACUGGAGAAUAUGUGCUUGAAAAGCUAAGCACCAGCAUUCAAGUCAAAAAGACAAGAGCUGAAGGCAGCAGUAAAAUCCAAGCACGAAUAGAACAGCAAUCUACUCGAGCUGCACAAUCUUCCAUCCAGUUCAGAGCUCCUACAAAGCCUGCAGCUGGACCUAAAACUUCACCAAUGAAAGACAAUCCUUCACCAGAGCCUCAAUUGGAUGAUAUUAAAAGAGAACUAAGAGCUGAGGUUGAAAUUAUUGAGCAGAUGAGUAGCAGUAGUAGCAGCAGUUCAUCUGAAUCUGAGAGUUCCUCUGGGAGCUGUGAUGAAACUUCCAGCACUGAUGGGGGUGAAACUGCACAUCCUUCUCCUUCUCAGCAGUGUAAUAAUAAAAAUGUGAUUGCCAAUGGUACUGGCAGGGCACAAGGCAACAAUCAACUCAUGAAUACUCUCAGAAAUGACUUGCAGUUGAGUGAAUCUGGGAGUGACAGCGACGAUUAAAUUACAUUUACAGCUUUGGUUUCCUGUCAAAUAAAAAUGCAGAUUUAAUGAAGAGUAA